UAGUGUGGGGACCUGUAACUUCUGUGGGCUGUGUCAUCAUCACCAUUAUCAUCAUCCUCUUCUGUAACCAGUUAUUUGCCGUGCCAGCCAGGGCUCCUAUGGAUCACAUACUGCACUGAUAGGACAUUGUACAGCUUGUUUCUACCAAAGGGUGCAUGGUGCCUGGAUCAACCCAGCCGGACAGAUCGUGAGAGCAGACUCAGCCAGCUAGAGGAUGCAGCUUGGAGAGCAGAUUCUCACCAGCUCUGCCCCUAACCUGCCCCACACCUUCUACCCUCUGCCCGGGGACCCAAACAGCGCCGCCCAGAGCCCGGGCUUGGACUUCAGCGUGGGUCAGCACAAAGGCCAGCAACAGCAGCAGCAGCAAAAGAAGUACCCCAGGGGCCUGCACCUAGACAGCCCCCGGGACGCAGGCAGCACCAGCGCCGCCGCUAACACCAUGCUCAGCGAGGCCAGCGAGGGCUUCCCAGCCGCCAAGCCCUUAGUGGACAGCGCCAGGAAAGGCUCCCCGGUCGGAGAGGAGGAUCUGGGAUCCGCGCCACCCACCUCGGCUCCUCGUUAUCUGGAGAACACCCUACAGGCAGCGUCUGAGCGCUACUACCUACAGUCCCAGGGGCAGCAGCCCCAGCAGACCGGGGGAGCAGAGCUGGCCUCUCCCUGCUCCAUCUUCCCCUAUGCCCCGCCGCAGCACAGCGCCAUGUACCCGGCAGGGGGGGCAUCCAGGUACGGGGGGUAUAGCAGCAUGCUUCCUCCGGCCGGCUUCUCCCCUCCAGUCUGCCCCUCCCGUCCUCAGUACUCCACCGGCUACCAGUACAGCCAGGCCCCCGCCAGCAUGUACAGUCCCUACCCGGCUGCGGGCACUGGCAGUGGGCUGAGUGCGCUGGGGCUCCCCGGCGGUGGGACCGGUGUGCGGGCACAGGUAUACCUCUGUAAUCGCCCCCUGUGGCUGAAGUUCCACCGGCAUCAGACGGAGAUGAUUAUUACCAAGCAGGGCAGGAGGAUGUUUCCAUUCCUGAGUUUCAACAUCACUGGAUUAAAUCCGACAGCCCAUUAUAACGUGUUUGUAGAGGUGGUUCUGGCAGACCCCAAUCACUGGCGAUUUCAAGGGGGCAAGUGGGUGACUUGUGGUAAAGCCGACAACAAUAUGCAAGGAAACAAGGUCUAUGUGCACCCCGAGUCCCCAAAUACAGGGGCUCACUGGAUGCGACAGGAGAUUUCGUUUGGGAAACUGAAACUGACAAACAACAAAGGGGCUAAUAAUAACAACACUCAGAUGAUAGUUCUGCAGUCUCUGCACAAGUAUCAGCCCCGUCUCCAUAUUGUAGAAGUGAGUGAAGAUGGAGUAGAAGACCUGAAUGACUCUGCGAAGACUCAGACCUUCACCUUCCCUGAAACCCAGUUCAUUGCUGUAACAGCAUACCAGAAUACAGAUAUAACUCAACUGAAAAUUGAUCACAACCCGUUUGCAAAAGGCUUUAGAGACAACUAUGACUCCAUGUACACGGCCUCAGAAAGUGACCGAUUAACUCCAUCUCCUGCGGAUUCUCCUAGAUCCCACCAGAUAGUGCCUGGGGCCCGGUACAGCGUCCAGCCCUUCUUCCAGGAGCAAUAUGUCAACAACCUGCCACCCACCAGGUACUACAGCGGUGAGAGGACUGUGCCCCAGACCAGUGGCCUCCUGUCGCCCCAGGCCAAUGAAGAAGUGGUCACAGCUCCUCCCCAAAGGUGGUUUGUGACCCCUGUCCAACAAGCUGCCGCCAACAAGCUGGACAUGGGUCCAUAUGACACAGACUACACUUCCAGCUCUCUUCUCACCUAUGGCAUAAAGUCCUUGCCCAUCCAAACCUCACACCCCAUGGCAUACUACCCAGAUGCAGCCUUUGCUUCUAUGACAGGCUGGGGCAGCAGAGGUUCUCCUUAUCAGAGGAAAAUGGCAACAGGUCUACCUUGGUCCUCAAGGUCAAGUCCGUCAGGCUUCUCUGAAGAUCUCCUCCCUAAGGACAAAGUGAAGGAAGAAAUAAGUUCGUCUUGGGUGGAAACACCUCCUUCUUUAAAGUCUCUAGACUCAAACGAUUCUGGAGUGUACACGGGAGCCUGUAAGAGAAGGCGUCUCUCCCCUAGCACUUCCAGCAAUGAAAACUCCCCCCCUAUAAAAUGUGAGGACAUUGCAAGUGAAGACUACAAAGAUGCUUCCAAAAGCUUAGGCUACUAUUCCUUUUAUUCUAGUUCUUAAAAUAAUUAUUCUCCAUAUCAAUAGAUGUAUGGCUUGUAAGUUACCAUGUCGAUCACAGGGUGGAUCUUAGCAUUAAAUGCCAAAAAAGUGUGGCUUUGCCUUUCAUCUGGAGAACAAAAGAACAACAAACAACUGGUGUACUGUUCUCUAGGCUGAUAGGGCCAAAGGUCUAACUGCUGCCAGUCCGAACUUGUCACAUCCUGAAUUCUAAACUUGACAGUAUUUUAAUUUAAAGUGGAUAAAAUCUGCUUGAUUUGUCUUUUUUUUUCCUUUUCUUAUGUGAUAUAUUUAUGAAGGAAAAUCAAUGUAAAUAUUGUGUAAAUAUACUGUUGCAUAUUGUGGAGUAUAAUAUAUUGUAUGCAGUUACUGUAUGUGUCUUUAUUUUUAUUGCUUUUCAAGACUUUACAUGCACUGUUCUGUUGUACAAUGUGUAAUGGGUAGUACACGAAAACAAAUCUAUAGACAAAGACUCAGAGUGCAUUUUCUAUGAAGUCUUUGAAAAGAAUAUAUUUAAAAAGAAGCGACACAAAAAUUAAAAAUUGUCUAUUGUGACAAAUAUUGUAAAAAAUGUAAAGUUCAUUAUUGAUCCGGAUGAUAUUGUGA
Molecule: messenger RNA, 2836 nt
Organism: Pseudophryne corroboree (corroboree frog)
Lineage: Eukaryota; Metazoa; Chordata; Amphibia; Anura; Myobatrachidae
Gene: EOMES
Product: eomesodermin
Exons: 6
Coding region: 215-2233 (672 amino acids)
Biological process (GO): regulation of transcription by RNA polymerase II; CD8-positive, alpha-beta T cell differentiation involved in immune response; mesoderm formation
Cellular component (GO): nucleus
Molecular function (GO): RNA polymerase II cis-regulatory region sequence-specific DNA binding; DNA-binding transcription factor activity, RNA polymerase II-specific
Source: RefSeq, a predicted model, not a curated record